This is a messenger RNA of Belonocnema kinseyi, 1289 nucleotides long. RefSeq names its product protein IMPACT-like. Gene Ontology annotation, biological process: regulation of translational initiation. The coding region runs from base 161 to 994 and encodes 277 amino acids. Lineage: Eukaryota; Metazoa; Arthropoda; Insecta; Hymenoptera; Cynipidae. The transcript is spliced from 5 exons. Gene Ontology annotation, molecular function: protein binding. Gene Ontology annotation, cellular component: cytoplasm. The record is from RefSeq and is a predicted model, not a curated record.
AAAAGUGUCAAAGUGUGUAGGUUAGUUUACCAGCUACUGCAAGGCAAGCUGUUUGUUAAUUUCUGUAUAUAUUUCAAUUGCUUAAAUAAAAUUACUUCAAUCUUGUAAAUAGGAAAGAAACAUUGCAUUUAUCAGAAUAGAAUGAACUAUAAAAUUUCUUAUGAAAAUGGAGAAUUUAAGUAAACAAAUCGAUGAAAUUGAGGCUCUCUCUGCAAUUUACGGUGAAGAUUGGCAAACAGAAGAUGAGUCUAAUAGAGUAUACAGCAUUAAAAUCAAAGAUAAUGAAAAUUAUGUGAGUUUAUAUUUUAAACUACCGACUGACUAUCCUUCAUCGUCACCACCCUCGUAUGAAAUAUCCGCUCCGCAUCUUGAUAAUUCUAAAAAAAUGCAUCUAAGAAACCUUUUAGAUGAAGCAUACUUAUCUAAUAUUGGCCAAAGCAUACUGUUUCAAUGGAUAGAGGUCGUGCGAGAAGAUCUUCAGGAAAACAAUAACGAAGCAUCGCCAGAUGAAUCAUUAUUGGAUCCUACUUUUGAUCAUUCAAUAGAGAUCCAAGAAAUAUCUCCAAUUCAUUCUGCUAUUGAAAAUGAAUGCCCAAAGAUUAUACAUGGCGAAGUAAUUCUUGAUAGAAAAAGUUCAUUUCAAGGCCAUGCUGCAAUACUUGUAUCAGUCGAGCAAGUUAAGCAAGUUGUCGACAAACUUAUGGAAAAUCGAAAAAUUGCUCAUGCAACGCAUAAUAUAUAUGCUUAUAGAAUACAUCGAGAGGAUUCAAAUUCUUUUAUUCAAGAUUGUGAAGACGAUGGUGAGACUCAAGCAGGAGGAAGAUUGCUUCAUCUUCUACAGAUUGUGGACGCAAAAAACGUGAUUGUUGUGGUGACGCGUUGGUACGGAGGAGUGCACCUGGGCCCAGAUCGUUUUAGACACAUCAAUAAUGCCGCCCGACAAGUGUUAACAGCUGCAAACAUAAUUCCAGAAACUAAAUCUCACAAGAAGUGACAUGUAAUUGUGGGACUUAAAACCAUUUUCAAUAUGAAAUACUUAAUUGCCAAGGUACAUUUCGAAGUUUUCUGUAUUUCAAAAAUUUCACAACAUUUUCUACACAGUAACUAGAUUGAAAUACCACAAUAACUUUCAUCUUUCGCUAUCUACAUGUAUAUUUGUACAAAUGUAUAAAAUGUUAACUCUUGUACACUUGAAAGAUGUGAUAUAUGUAUGCCUAAAUAUCUGUAAAAUAUGUAAAGAUCUAUUGGAAAAUGUAAUUAAUGAAUUAGGGAAAUAAAAUAUUUUUUUG